GCAUAAUAAUAUGAUAAUAUAGCAAUAGCAAUACUGUAAGCCAGGCAGGUACUUUUUUCGAGAUUGAUAUUCCAUGACCUUGUCCACUUUUUUUUACGGGCUUCAGUUCUUACCCACUCAUUCAUUAACUGCGCAAGCUGCAAACUCUCCACCGGAAAAUCAAAUUGCGAAGCGAGUGCCCAACACUGAGAGUAUACUCACACUAAAACUUCCUUCGAGGGGAUACUCACACUAGAACUUCCUUCGAGGGGAUACUCACACUAGAACUUCCUUCGGCGUAGAUGACCCCAAGUAUGGGGGGGCAAGGGGGUGGUCGCCACGAUCAUCCGCGGGAGUGAUAGAGUGAAAAACGCCUGGUGCAGAAGACACUUGUCUUCUAGCAGCUGGUUGGUGUGUAUCCCAUCGACUGAUUACCCCAUCCGAUGAACUUGAACUCAACUGACCAAGCCGGAAAAAGAGCAAUCAACACUUGUUCGCAAAAGAAAUACCGGUCCACGUGGCUCUACAAUGCACGGCAAGCACAUCCCCUGCGAAAGCGUGCUCGCCAGAGAGAGACAAGAGGGAAGGAGGACUGCGCAGCAGUGUGCUUGUUCUCUCUGUCCACCGCCACCUCCUCAUUGUCACCCUUCUUUUAGUCCUGCUCUUGUCGCCAACGCUGCUGCUCAUAGCCAUGACCCGCGACGCCUCCUUGAAUACAGCCUUGCUUAUCCUCAGCAGCAGCCGCAACAUGGGGGACGAUUGGAUGCAAAACAGUGUGUUCCAAUCAGGAUUGGCAACUGGUUAGCUGGAAGCCAUCUCCCGUCAGCAUCUCGAGAAGGAGAAGGAGGAGGAGGAGGAGGACGAGGAGGAGGAGGAGGAGGAGGAGGAAGGACAGGCGGAAGACCAGUUGCAGACAGCAGUCACAGUUCGCAAACAGCGAGCAGACACUGGUCGGCGACUGGGGUUUAUCCGCCACCCCCAUCAGUAGCACCUCAGCUGUACCCCCCCUUCCUCUAUGAUCCCCAUUACCGGGAGGGCGAACCUCACAGAUGCACGGAGCACAAACCGGGUGACGAGAGCGGCGACGAGGACGAGGACGUCGAAAAGGUGGAGCGGGAAAUACCUACAAAACGGCACCGGUGCAUCCAUUGCGGCAGAAAGGAGGAGGAAGAGGUGAAACAGGGGAAGAAAAAGAAGAAGAAGGAGAAGAAGGCAAGGAGGCGAAACGGAUCGCCUUCGGGUAAGAGGAGCGGCAGCGAGACAGGUGAAGGCGGGCGUGCACUAUUUCCACUCUUCUGGAAGAUAUGCUUGUUUGCGCUGUUUUGUCUCUUCGUUCACCAUCUUCUUUCACUCGCCCAGGGCUCUCGUCCGAGCGUACAAGUGGAUGAUUUCCAUCUGCAUAGCAUUGCCGCACACCGCAGGUGGGAGCCAGGUAAGCUGCGGCCCCGUGUGCUUCUCGAUCUCAGUUUCGAUGUUGUCUUCGCUAUCGAAAACCCUAAUUGGGUGGGUCUAGGUUUCGCCAACCUCUCAUCCGUGAUCAUUUACAGGGAGAGAGAGAUUGCCAAGGUGACGGCGCCUGGGGGCAGCGUGUGCGGCGGGUGUCGUCGGCUCCUACAUUCGCGAGUGAAUGUGACCGACGUCAGAAUGCUGGAGGUGGGACCGCAGCUACUUGUGGACAUGGCAAGGGGACAUGUGCUCAUCGUCAUCAAAGCCCAAAUCCACGGACGCAUCGAGAUUUUAUCCUGGAAACACCCCUUACAGGAUCGGGAGGGGAUCGGUAGGGCCUUCUUGUACGAGGACGAAGGCGGGAAAGGAGAGGGAGUGAAGAGCGGUGCGGAGCAGGACCAGGAUUCACAUGAAGAGAGGGAGAAAGAAGCGCGAAGGAAAGGGGAUGGAAAACAGUUAUGGGUUAAAGGAAGAAGGCGCGAGGGUGAAGAUGGCUUGGGAUGCAGCGGGAGGCGGGGGAAGCUUACAUGAAUGGUGCUGACGGGGAAACAAAAAGACACCGAAACAGUUACGCUUCGUCCAAUCCAACUCUAAAACUAGUUCAAGAUUUGAAAAAUUCAAAAGCAAUAUCUGCUCGCGGAAUUAGACACGCAAAAGCAAUAUCUGCACGCGGAAUUAGACACGGGAAGUCCUACGCCUAUUCAGAUUCUUUCGGAAAAUUCAUCAAGCUUCCAAGGCGGAUUUGGGGACACUCAUGUGCAAGAAAGAACACAUCAGCGAGAAGUUUGCCCACAAAUUCCGGAGCUCCCAACUGCUGAACAAAAUUCAAAGGCGAGC
Messenger RNA from Chara braunii, 2262 nucleotides. Lineage: Eukaryota; Viridiplantae; Streptophyta; Charophyceae; Charales; Characeae. The record is from the annotation of a GenBank genome assembly.